AGUGCGUGCUUCUCCGUAGUACUGUACCUCCCACAUGUCACGUAGCUCCUUUGCAUCCCAACAUUUAUGAACACCCCCACCUCCAAAUCCUCAGACCGGAAUUCGAUCGAGAGAGAGAGAGUUUUGUUUCCGUUCUUCUAUAGAUGAUAUAUCGCCGGCGAUGAGCUUCCAAAUGCAGUGCCUUAAACCUGCUGCCGUAAAUGGAUCCGGCAAUCCCCUCGCCGACAUCACCUCCGCUCGCCGUCGCCACCACUGCUCCCGCCAUUCUGCUCGCUGGUGGGCUCGGUUCUCCCGGCGAUGGAAGUUCCGCCUCGGCGGCGUCGGCGACGACGACGAGGCCGCGCCGUCAUCGCCGAAGGGCGAGUGCUACGCGUGCACGCAGGCGGGGGCGCCGGCGUUCCACUCGACGAGCUGCGACCGCGCGCACGCCCCGGAGUGGGAGGCCAGCGCCGGCUCCUCCCUCAUCCCCAUCCAGAACACCGCGGGCGCCGGCGAGCGGCUGUCCGGGGGGCGGCCGGCGCGGGCGUUUGGGGCGGUGCUGGACCCGCGGAGCGGCAGCGUGCAGAUGUGGAACCGGGGGCUGCUGCUGGCCCGCGCGGUGGCGCUGGCGGCGGACCCCGUCUUCUUCUACGCCGUGUCGCUCGGGGCGGCGGCGGAGGGGGAGGGGGGAGGGUGCGUGGUGGGGAUGGACGGGAGGCUGGGGGCGGCGGUGGCGGCAGUAAGGACGUGCGCGGACGCAGUGCACGUGCUGCACGUGUGGAUGCAGCUGAGGCUGGCGUACGUGUCGCGGGAGUCGCUCGUGGUGGGGUGUGGGAAGCUCGUGUGGGAUCCACGGGCCAUCGCCUCCCACUACCUCCGCUCCCUCAAGGGUUUCUGGUUCGACCUCUUCGUCAUCCUUCCCUUACCCCAGAUUGUCUUCUGGUUUGUGCUGCCAAAAUUGGUCAAAGAGGAAGAGCUCAAGCUUAUAGCAACGAUCCUCCUAUCGAUUUUCUUGUUCCAAUUUCUUCCCAAGGUUUAUCACAGCAUCUGUAUGAUGAGGAGUAUGCAGAAGGUCACUGGCUACAUAUUUGGAACCAUUUGGUGGGGUUUUGGGCUCAACCUUAUUGUCUAUUUCACCGCAUCGCAUGUUGCUGGGGGCUGCUGGUAUGUCCUUGCGAUCCAACGUGUUGCCUCGUGCCUUCAACAGCAAUGCCAGAAGAAUAAUAAUUGUGAUCUCAUGUCAAUGGCCUGUUCCAAAGAAGCCUGUAAACUCCUUUCAUUACCAGCUGGCAUCGAUGAAUUAUCUUGCAUCAAUAACCUGACAUUUGUGGGAAAUCAAAAUCUCCAUGCAUGCUUAAAUGUAGAUGGACCAUUUCAGUAUGGUAUAUAUGAUGCAGCUCUUCCUGUCAUAUCCAGCAACUCACUUGCUGUUAAGAUUCUUUACCCUAUAUUUUGGGGCCUUAUGACUCUCAGCACUUUUGGCAAUAAUCUUGUUCCAACUAGUCAAUGGCUGGAAGUGAUAUUCAGUAUAGCAAUAGUACUAAGUGGCCUCAUGCUCUUUACUCUCUUGAUUGGGAACAUUCAGAUCUUUCUGCAUGCAGUCAUGGCAAGGAGAAGAAAGAUGCAGCUAAGGUUUCGAGACAUGGAAUGGUGGAUGAAGCGAAGACAACUGCCCUCACGCUUGAGGCAGAGAGUACGACAGUAUGAAUGCCAGAGAUGGGCCACGAUGAGAGGGGAGGAUGAAAUGGAAAUCAUCAAGGACUUGCCAGAUGGGCUAAGACGAGACAUCAGGCGCUAUCUCUGCCUCGAUCUCAUUAAGCAGGUGCCUUUGUUCCAUAGCCUGGAUGAUCUUAUCCUCGAUAACAUAUGCGACAGAGUUAAGCACCUUGUCUUCUCCAAGGAGGAAAAGAUCAUUAGAGAAGGAGAUCCAGUGCAGCGAAUGGUUUUUAUCGUACAGGGGCACUUGCAAAGCAGUCAAAAAUUCAGCAAAGGAAUGGUGGCAAAAUGCAUGCUAGGCCCUGGAAACUUUCUGGGAGAUGAGCUCCUUUCAUGGUGCCUCCGUCGCCCAUUUAUGAAUCGGUUACCAGCUUCUUCAGCUACAUUUGUUUGUGUUGAGCCAACAGAGGCCUUUGGAUUAGAUGCACACCACCUACUCUACAUCACUGAGCACUUCAGGUACAAAUUUGCAAAUGAUAGACUCAAGAGAACAGCAAGGUAUUACUCGUCGAAUUGGAGAACAUGGGCAGCAGUUAACAUUCAACUUGCAUGGCGCCGUUACAAGGCCAAAACUAGAGGUGUGACGAUUCAGCCAUCAGAACUUGGUGACAGCGAAUGCCGUCUUCGGCUUUUUGCAGCAAUGUUCAUGUCAAUCCGACCUCAUGAUCACCUUGAGUUGUGUGGAUAAGGUCUCAGUUUUGAGCUGACACAUUUCUGUGGGAAGGAUUCAUUUUGCUGCCGAGCAAAAUAAUUUCAAGAAGAUGGAUUUCAUCUAGAAGCAUGAGAGAGAGAGAGAGAGAACAGUUCUACCAGGAAAACUUUAAUGAACAGAUUACUUCUUUUAAGAUGAGAAGAAUGGAUUUUUUUUUUUGUAGUUUUCUGAAGGAUAGAAUUAAUAAAGAUCUUUGUUCUAUAGAACUCAGCAUUAUGUGUUUCCAUUCUAUGGACAAUUCAAUAUGCUUGUGAGGGAGGCAUCAGAGAGAUUGUUUGCAUGGCCCAUCCUCUGAAGUGCUUGUAUUCUAAUAAUAAUCUUCAGAGUCGAAGGGGGUGUUUUCAAAACAGAGAAGGGAU
Messenger RNA from Phoenix dactylifera (date palm), 2766 nucleotides. RefSeq names its product Cyclic nucleotide-regulated ion channel family protein (gene DND1). The record is from RefSeq and is a predicted model, not a curated record. NCBI's taxonomy places the organism in Eukaryota, Viridiplantae, Streptophyta, Magnoliopsida, Arecales, Arecaceae.